Messenger RNA from Vanrija pseudolonga, 1173 nucleotides. Its product is annotated as Cell wall protein PRY3. The transcript has a single exon. Bases 1 to 1173 code for a protein of 390 amino acids. The record is from RefSeq and is a predicted model, not a curated record. NCBI's taxonomy places the organism in Eukaryota, Fungi, Basidiomycota, Tremellomycetes, Trichosporonales, Trichosporonaceae.
AUGGCCCGCAUCUCCGCCCUCCUCGCCCUCGUGAUCGCAGUCGGCGCGACCGCCUCCGCCGCCGCCCCGGCGCACCAGCACGGCGUGGCCCUCGAGGCGCGCCGCGUCGCCCCCGACGCGGCCCACAACAACGCCCGCCGCCACAAGAAAAAGUGCAAGCCCAAGUCGUCGUCGUCGUCCGCCGCGCCUACGACGACGGCCGCGCCCACGACCACCGCCGUGCCCCCCACCACUGCCGCGCCGACAGAGGCCUCGACGACCUCGGGCUCGGGCACUGCCGUGACUCCCCCCAGCAGCAGCUCCAGCUCGGGCUCGGGCGCGGCUGCCACGACCUCCUCGACCUCGGCCGAGGAGCAGGCCACCACUAGCGUCUCGUCGUCGCCCUCUGUCGAGGCAACCGCCGCGCCGUCGACCACGUCGGGCACGGCCGAGCCCACUGGCUCGUCGUCGUCGGCUUCGAGCUCCGAGGCUUCGUCGUCGAGCGAGGCGCCGUCGUCUUCGGCUUCGAGCUCGAGCGAGGCUCCGUCGUCCUCGUCCAGCGAGGCCCCCUCUUCCUCCUCUUCGAGCGAGGCCCCCUCGUCGACCACCUCGUCGAGCGCUGAGCCCUCGUCGACUACCUCGAGGGCCGAGCCCUCGUCAACCACCACUACCUCGAGCGCCGCCGCCACAACGACAGCCGCCGCCACCACGUCGCCCGAGGCCCCCCAGCCGAGCGCCGCGGCUCCGGACGCGCACCAGUUCCUGCAGCUCCACAACGACUUCCGCGCGCAGUACGGCGCGACGCCGCUCACGUGGAGCGACGACGCUGCCGGCGUCGCCGCGACCGUGGCGGCCAAGUGCGACUUCUUCACGCACUCGAACACGCCAGGCUUCGGCGAGAACUAUGCAGCUGCAGGCGUGGGGUACGCCGUGUCGGGCAUGUUCGACAUCUGGAGCGGCGAGGCCAGCAGCUGGGACUACAACAACCCCGUGUACACCAAGCCCGCGGCGCACUUCACCCAAGUUGUCUGGAAGGCCACGACUUCGAUCGGCUGUGCCAUCCACCAAUGCGCACCCAACCCGGAGGUCUUCAACGGCUCGUACGACGGCGACUGGAACUUCCUCGUGUGCGAGUAUGCCCCGCAGGGCAACAUUGAGGGCCAGUAUGCCGAGAACGUUGGCCACAAGCAGUAG